This is a messenger RNA of Apis dorsata (giant honeybee), 2589 nucleotides long. Its product is annotated as vesicular glutamate transporter 2-like. Gene Ontology annotation, cellular component: plasma membrane. The record is from RefSeq and is a predicted model, not a curated record. Bases 551 to 2218 code for a protein of 555 amino acids. Lineage: Eukaryota; Metazoa; Arthropoda; Insecta; Hymenoptera; Apidae. Gene Ontology annotation, biological process: monoatomic anion transport; transmembrane transport. Gene Ontology annotation, molecular function: transmembrane transporter activity. The transcript is spliced from 12 exons.
CACGUGACCAUUGCGCCUCGGAGCAACGAGCGCAAGGGCGCCUCGGCGUAACGCCAUAGCAUCGAGUGCUCGUGAUUCCGUGGUUCUUGUAUGAACGUGUGUUUUGUGGAUCCAGUUCGAAUGACAACGAGUUCACGAUUUACUCUGUUAACGAAAGAAUGUCGAUGAACGCGUGAAACACAGUGUGCACUCGUGCUUUUGUGGAAAAAUGUGAGGGCCGGAACGUUGCAACACUUUGCCGGAAGCAAAAACAGACCGGCGGUGAGUCACUGUCACGAUCGAUCAUUUCCUUUCUCCUAUUCCCAUUUUUGAGAACGAAGGCCACGGCCACGUGCUGCAUCCGUAAUAGAGAACACCGUUUCGAACGAACAUAACCUCAAAAUUGUAAGAAAGCGUCGUUGCGGCGAGGUUAGAAUUCGUUGUCAUUGAAGAUGUUUCAUUUCGUGGAUAUUCAUCUAUAUCGUGCAAUUGGAUAAUAGAACAAAGUACAGUGAUUGAAAAUACAUAUUUCGAAUGACGUAAUCUGUGAUAACUUUAUAACGAACUAUUAAUGUACAAUAAAUUAUCGAUAGCUGAUUAUCAAAAUUGCCGGUGCUUCGUUAAGUUCUUUUUUCGAUUGGAAGUGCGAUCGACCGGCAUAAAGAUGGAAGAGUCUCAAAGAUACGAAGAUCAUACCAUAUAUAAGACACGAUCACCCUGCAGCCUGCGAAAACUGAGAGACAUGGUGCCGGCAAGAGUGGUGCUCUAUAUGCUCUCCUUCUCGGGGUUCACGGUCUCGUUCAUGAUGAGGAACGAUAUCAAUAUCGCCAUGGUGGCGAUGGUGAAACCCCCAUCCAUGACAUCGGACACCAAUGUAACUGUGACGUCCCAGCAUUGCUACGUAACACCACCAACGGUUAUCAACAACAGCGUGCCGAUCAAACUUGAGGAUCAAGGGGAAUUUGAUUGGAGUCCAACCAUACAAUCCGCCAUUAGCGGUUCAUUCUAUUGGUGUUACAUACUGUCACAAGUAGUUGGUGGUGUGCUCACACAGUAUUUUGGCACAAAAGCUGUUUUCGGCGGUUCACAACUGAUCACUGCGAUCUGCAGUUUAUUGAUGCCUUCUGCAGCAGGAAUUCAUUAUGGAUUCAUGAUUGCGCUUCGCAGUAUACAGGGUGUCGCGAGUGGACUCACAUGGCCCGCGAUGUACGCCAUUGUCGGACACUGGAUCCCGCCAGUGGAGAGGUCACGUUUCAUGUCUUCCUUCCAAGGGUUCAGCUUUGGCAUCGGGUUAACCUAUCCACUGUGCGGAUUCAUCAUUGCUCACUUCGGAUGGAGAGCCGUCUUUUAUACUACCGGCAGCAUCGGUAUGAUCUGGUGCUUUUUCUGGUACUUCUUCGCCUUCGACACGCCGGCCUCUCAUCCCAGAAUAUCCCAGCAGGAGCUACGAUACAUUCAAGGAAGUGUAGGGAAUCAAGUUAGAGACGAGAGUAUGCCAGUUCCGUGGAGGUUCAUUCUUACAUCCUGGCCAGCAUGGUCGAUCGGGAUAACAACGUUCGGCAGGAUCUGGGUGCAUUAUAUAUUCAUCAUCUCUGGACCAAUGUACAUGAAAACAGUUCUAGGAUUCAGCAUCCAAGCGAAUGGAGUACUGUCUGGUUUGCCAUUCAUCUGUAGUUAUUUCAGUUCUGUUGCAUUCUGCUAUAUAGCCGACGUUCUGAUCACACGACAGAUUUUGUCGUUGACGAAUGUCAGAAAAGUGUUCACCGCCUCUUCUCAAGUAGCUCCUGGUAUAAUGUUGGUGUUAAUUGGCUAUCUGGGCUGCGACAUCGUCCUCGUUUUAGUGGUCUGGUUCGUAGCCGUCACUCUUAUCACUGCUGCCUAUGCAGGAGCUAUGGCAAAUAUCGUCGAUAUAGCGCCAAAUUUUGCUGGACCAAUAUUGGCGUUUGCACAGACGAUUCAUAUGUCUGCCAGUUUCCUAUCUCCCAUCGUAGCUGGCCUCCUUACCCAAGAAAGCCAAGCCCUUGAUGCAUGGAGGCAAGUAUUUGGGGUGACAGCUUGCGUCGCGUGCGCUACCUAUAUCGUUUAUCAAAUCUUUGGUACGGGUGAUGUCCAGCCGUGGAAUUAUCCUGAUCAAAAGUAUCCUCAAUCUGUACAAGAAGACUCUCAGCCUUUAAACGAAUCACCGCAAAAGAACGGAAAAAUUGUCACAUCUCUGUCAAACAUGUCCGAAGAAGCGUAACACAAUCGAUUUCUCUCGUUGAACGAAGAAAGAAAAAGCGCACGGGUUACGUGACAACUAUUACGAGUAUUUCUCCUUGGAUCUCGAGGAAAAGGCAAUCUAAAAUUAUAUAUACAUAUAUAUAUGUAUAAGUUUUCGACGUGAAAAUGUUUAUUUUUUUUUCUCUCUCUCUGUAUAUCUAUGUAAAUAGAGAUGGUAGUGUGUAAACUGGAGGAGGAGUUGAUAUAGCACUCAGGGUAAUAUAAGUAAUGUUGUAACGUUUCAAAGAAUAUUUUUAUGAGGACAGUCUCGGGUAACGAGCAAAACGCUUCGUUUAUUCGCCAAUUUUUGCGUUUGUGAAACGAAGUGAAAGCACAAAAAAAAAAAAAAAA